This is a messenger RNA of Esox lucius (northern pike), 4966 nucleotides long. RefSeq names its product Rho related BTB domain containing 2a (gene rhobtb2a). Gene Ontology annotation, biological process: small GTPase-mediated signal transduction. Gene Ontology annotation, molecular function: protein binding; GTPase activity; GTP binding. Lineage: Eukaryota; Metazoa; Chordata; Actinopteri; Esociformes; Esocidae. The record is from RefSeq and is a predicted model, not a curated record. The coding region runs from base 221 to 2383 and encodes 720 amino acids. The transcript has 10 exons.
CUUCUGGUGGACAAGGCUGGGGCUGCUGUUGACGGUUCACACAGACUUAGCCAUCACGGCUAAGAAAGCUCGCCAUUCUUCUAUGCGGUUAUGGUAUUUUAGCCGUGUAUACGUCCUCGGUGACUUUUGCUGUUCACCACCUGUAUUUUAUAACCUACAAUUAACCUUGCUGCAAGGAUGAAGUUCCACCUAGCCUGCGGUAAGGUGCAAGCCGCAUCCGAUGGAACCCUCUUCUCAAACAUCGGGCAAUCCGAUGCAUCAUUUCAUUAUGUUGCGGCCCCAGUUGAUGGAUUCUGACAUGGACUAUGAGAGGCCAAACGUUGAGACUAUCAAGUGUGUGGUGGUAGGGGACAAUGCUGUUGGAAAGACCCGUCUUAUCUGUGCCCGGGCCUGUAAUGCCACACUCACUCAGUACCAAUUGCUUGCAACACAUGUCCCUACUGUCUGGGCCAUAGACCAGUACAGAGUUUGCCAGGAGGUUUUGGAGCGAUCUAGGGAUGUGGUGGAUGACGUCAGUGUGUCCUUGCGCCUCUGGGACACAUUCGGCGACCAUCACAAGGACCGGCGCUUUGCAUACGGAAGGUCAGAUGUGGUGGUUCUGUGUUUCUCCAUCGCCAACCCCAAUUCGCUGUACCAUGUGAAGACUAUGUGGUACCCCGAGAUCAAGCACUUCUGUCCCCGGGCUCCUGUCAUCCUGGUAGGCUGCCAGCUGGACCUACGCUACGCUGACCUGGAAGCAGUCAAUAGGGCACGACGCCCACUAGCAAGACCCAUUAAAUCUAAUGAGAUUCUGCCUCCAGAACGCGGUCGUGAAGUGGCCAAAGAGCUGGGAGUCCCAUACUACGAAACAAGUGUUGUGGCUCAGUUUGGAGUAAAGGAUGUAUUUGAUAAUGCCAUCCGUGCAGCCUUGAUAUCGCGGCGCCACCUGCAGUUCUGGAAGUCUCACUUGCGCAAUGUGCAGCGCCCCCUCCUCCAGGCUCCCUUCUUGCCUCCCAAACCCCCACCACCAAUCAUCACUGUGCCACCUCCUCCCACCACAACUGAGGAGCAUCCCGGACGUCUUCUGGAAGACCCACUGUGUUCUGAUGUCAUCCUAAUCCUGCAGGAGAAUCAGAGAAUAUUUGCCCACAAGAUAUACUUGGCCACAUCCUCUUCUAAGUUCUACGACCUCUUCAUCCUGAACGCCCGUUCUCAAGAGGCUGAGAAGCCCGCCCGUGCCACUGCUCUUUCUGGCCGUGAGCUACUGAUGCGUGCUGCCAGCUUUGAUGUGUGUGAAAGCCCUGACGAGGGCGACACGGCAAACCUGCGGGCCUGCACCAGUGACGAUACCCUGAGGGACUCCGAUGGGAGCCGGAGGGGGAGAUUGCUGUCUACCUGGAGCAGGGCUUUUGUUAGCAUGCAGGAGGAACUGGUGGAUGACCCAGUGACUUACAGCCCCAGGCCUAUGACCGUGGUGCACAUGGACCAGUCUAUGCAGCUGGGACCCUUCCGUGCUGUGUUGCGCUACCUGUACACAGGCCAGCUGGACGAGCAUGAGAAAGAGCUAAUGCACAUUGCACACAUUGCUGAACUGCUGGAAGUAUUUGACCUUCGCAUGAUGGUGGCCAACAUCCUUAACAAUGAGGCCUUCAUGAACCAGGAAAUUACCAAAGCCUUUCAUGUAAGGCGUACCAACAGAGUCAAAGAGUGCCUGGCCAAAGGCACAUUCUCUGAUGUAGUGUUCAAGCUUGAUGAUGAAACGAUCAUGGCUCAUAAGCCCCUGCUCAUCUCCAGCUGUGACUGGAUGGCAGCUAUGUUUGGGGGACCCUUUGUUGAAAGCAGCACAAAAGAGGUGCUGUUUCCUAACACAACUCGGAGCAGUAUGAGGGCCGUGCUGGAGUAUCUGUACACUGGGCGCUUCUGUUCCCGCACUGACCUGGAUGCUAUGGAGCUCAUUGUCCUUGCCAACCGUCUUUGCCUCCCACACCUGGUUGCGCUUACAGAGCUAUACACAGUUACAGUACUAAUGGAGGCAGCUGUGAUGGGGGCUGAUAUUGACGGAGAUGUGCUGGUGUACCUGGAUAUGGCUCAGUUCCACUGUGCCCAACAACUGACUGGCUGGUGCCUUCACCACAUCUGCACCAACUAUAAUAGUGUCUGCCGGAAGUUCCCUCGUGACAUGAAGGCCAAGUCCACAGAAAACCAGGACUACUUUGAGAAGCACCGCUGGCCACCAGUGUGGUUCCUGAAAGAGGACGACCACUACCAAAGAGCACGGAAGGAGCGGGACAAAGAGGACUACCUGUACCAGAGGAGGCAAUGUAAACGCAAGUGGCUGUUCUGGAACCUUCCAUCUACUCCCUCUGCCAACGCCUCAUCUUCUGGUUCCAAUUCUGUCAUCUAAUUGGUUCUCAGGGUACAUACAAGGCUGUCUGUGGGGAUAUGUAGAGAUUACUUGAGAAAGCUGAGUAUCAGCACUUUUGGCCAGGCCUAGGUCCACUAAUUCAGGCCCUUCCUCUUCUCAUUUCCAUCUGCAACCUAGCUACACACUCCAAGAUUUGCAAGGUCAGCUAUAUUGGAUAAUGAAUUAAAUGAGGCUCUAUUGUUUUUUGUAUUAACAUAUACUGUCAUAUUGCAAUGCAAAACAAUGAAGCUCAAACUACUAAGAUUAGCUGCAUUUUAACAUUUUGAGCUCUCAAUAUGAAAUUCCUGCAUACACUAUCAGGGGGAACUGCACAAGUCACAAGGAGAUUUUGCUUUAAGGUACAGACUGUGAUCCUAAGCAUGAUAAUCCCUGAUUGACUUGAAUUGACUUGCUAGUGUUUAGCCGCUGCACCAGACAAAUGAUUGGCAUAGCAACACAGAAAUCAAAUCUCAGUAACACAACACUUGGCCGUUAAGUGUUUGUACAAACUACCGAACCUGGCUGUAUGUAGUAACCACUCAAAAUAAAUAAAAUACAUCAGGUCUGCAUUUCAGAUUAUUUAUUAAUAUGUGACACUGCUCUAGACCGCCUGCAAAUAGGAAAACACUUAGUGUACAGAAGUAUGUCUUAAAUUAUUUGCUUUGAAGCCAGUCAACUUUUGUGUAGUUACUCUAUAUCUAAUACACAUUUCUCAACUGAAAUCUACUAUGUGAGUGUAAACACAUACCCCGGUAUACAUGUGAUGUUCUCUUGUGACAUGUGGCUACUUGAAAGAAAAGGGCUUUCUUUUACAAAGCCACAGUUAAAAUCUGUUGUUAAGAUGCAAGACUCACAGAAUAUGAAUCUGUUGUUAAGAUGAGUAUCACAGAAUAUUGUUCAGCAUUUACUGAACAAAUAAUGGAAUGACUUGAUAAACAAAAUUGAAUUACUUUGCUAAGUUUUCUUUUCCUUCAAAUCUGCAAUGGUAGUUUAUCAGGAUGGUCUGAUAUACUAUAUUUAGCCACAUAUCUUGAACCAUAGCGAUGAAUGGUUAAUGCCACUGUCAACCAGAGCAUUGUCAUUCCACAUUAUAUAGCAAUGCAUCAGCUUCUUUUCAGAAACCUGUAGGCCAACUCCUAGUCUUAAAGUGUCCACAUGUAUAGCAUGUCCUCCUUUGGUACAGUGGUGUCACAGGCUAUACAAGCAUGGCGGUGUCUGUACUGAGAAAGACUUUGCCUGUUAGAAGUUUCCCUUUUUUCAUAUAGGAUAUCCCUGUGACUACAUUUUGUUGGUUGAUUCAGAAGUACAACUGUCCUUAGUUUUGUUAUUUAUCUAUAAAUGCUUUCUCACAACCCUAAUAAUGGCCUGUUCUCAGAUUGCACCUGUAUCAGCAACCUGAUGAGAGCACUGAGCGAGGCAACAAUUAUAAUGUGCACAUAGGUGUCAUGAUAUAUGUCAAAAAAAAUCAUAUGCUGAGAAUAAUAACAGCACUACUAGAAGUUGUUAGGAAGGUGGGUGAAGAAUGGCAAUGUUGACCCAAAAUUAUAGUCAGACAUUUAGCAAAGCAGAAGUUGUUUUAAAGCCCCACAGCAGUAGAAAUCCCUGUUUCAGACAUGAAAGACAAUAGCCAGAGCUUACCCAUACAUUUAAAUGUCAUAAUUUUAGCCAGUGUCAUAUAUUUGAUAUUAAAAUAGUAAAUACUAAUGUCCCACUUUGAUUUUUCAGUCAAAAUGUGUUAUGUCUUUUCCUAUGAGAUGACCUGCACAUUCUUGUCAAGAUUUUAUUUUAAAAUGCUACCACCCAGCAGCAUGGCCAUGUUUAUUAAUAAAUCAGUGUUGGUCUAUAUCUUCGAGGUGAAACUGACAUACAGCAUUUCACAGUAGGUGACAUUUAUUAGAUUUUUGUAAACCAAACCGAGGUAGAGAUGCAAAUGUAUUCACCUCAACCUGUUUCCUGUGAAGUUAUAAUCCACUGGAAAACAUGGAAAAUGUAAUGAAUUUUUUGGUAUUUUUUGAGAAUGUAAUAUGCAAAAAAGUAUUCGCGAAAGUAUUCAGACCCUUGAUCAACUCUCUGAUAAUACUGAAUUACAAAUUCUACAAUUACAUUUUCAUAUUUUUUUCAUUUUAUUUUAAAACAACUCAAAAUCAAUUACUUUACAGUGACAUUGGUUUCAUGCUGUGAAAUAUUUGUAAGGGAAAUAACAAACUGAAGUAUAUUUCUUACAUAAUUCCUCUAUCGAGGACACAAAAGUCACUGGCCACCACCUGUGAAACAUUUAAAUUGCUAUGACUUUUAUGGAUAAAAUUCCCCUGUUGAAGGAUCAUUGAUGAGGCUGUGAAUCAGGAUGAAACUGAUGACCAAAGGGCAUUAUCAAGAUAUCAGAGAUUAUGUAAUACAACUGCAUAGAUCAAGGAAAUUAUACAAAAUAAUGUAUAAGUGAUUGGAUUUCCUAGUGAGCAUAGUUGGGUCAAUUAUUAACAAGUUGGAAGCAACAUUGCGCCAUGCAGACACUGUCAAGAAUAGUCUGUCCCUCAAAACUCAGCACUCAAACAAGAAGAACUUGUAAGAGAAGCCUCAGACAGG